Molecule: messenger RNA, 960 nt
Organism: Soboliphyme baturini
Lineage: Eukaryota; Metazoa; Nematoda; Enoplea; Dioctophymatida; Soboliphymatidae
Source: the annotation of a GenBank genome assembly
AUGAAUAUUUCCUUAGAGUUAUGGAAUACUGAUGAGUUGACCGUCGAAAACGUAGCUAAAAAAAUCAAGGACGUACACAAAGUAAUUGUGAUGAGUUUCGACUCUCGAAGGAAUCAGUUUCAUUACAAAGUCAAUAGUAUUUAUCAAUCGGAAGGAACUAUUAUCUGUCGCACUGGAAAGUAUCGCAACUGUGAAGUAAGGUGCGUGCGAGAUGAGGCCGAACCCUCCAAGUGUGCCUGGAAGGUGGUCAAACCAGCCGAUAGUGGACAUGGACUGUGCCACAUUCCGAAGGUGAAAACUUCAUGCAAAUGCCCACCUUGUCAUUUGACAGAGUGGCAGGAAUGGAGUUUCGAUCGACCCUGCGGUUACGCCACUGGCGUUAGAUACAGACCGAGGAACAGUUUCCCUGAGGAGUCGUGUAAAGGAAAGACCAACGAAUGUUGUAAAGAAACGUACGAAGGCUUUAUCGGAAAUUGUCCUUGCUUGAUGCCUCUCCUGUGCGCUAACGGAGGUACUUGCCACAACUUGAACCUCAAUGACUGGGUGUGCUCGUGUCCGUUCGGAUACACUGGCAAAGACUGUUCAAUAGAUAUCGAUGAAUGCCUUCAGACUGACUGCAGCGGCCACGGACGCUGUGCGAACCACAUUGGAUAUUACAUUUGUCAUUGUGACCGUGGAUACGCUGGCGACGACUGCGAAAUUAACGUGGACGACUGUCAGGGCGCUAACUGCAGCUGUGGUGGACGAUGUGUUGAUGGAAUUGAUUCGUACCACUGCGAAUGCUAUGAUGGAUUUGCAGGAAAGUUCUGUGAGAAAAACAUCGACGACUGCCGCGGAGUCACUUGCAGUGGUCACGGCAAAUGCGUUGAUGGCAUACGGGCGCACACUUGUACAUGCAACGCCGGGUACACGGGACAGAACUGCGAGACCGGUCAUUUUAAACUGUGCCAUCGAAAUUGA